UUUGGGCCUCCAACAGUUGCGGCGAGUCUUGUUCGAAGCGUGUACGUGUGCGGUCUGGAAGUGCGGCCGGUCGGUCAAUUCUUGGAUUUAUUUAUUUAUUUAAUAUUUUAGCCACUCAGUCGAAUUGUGUGUGUGUGUGAAAUCGAAAAAGUUUUGGAAAGCAAGUUGUGAGUAAAAGCGAAAAACAAAAAUAAAAAUAUGAAAAUAUUAAUUGGUAAUAAAUUAAUAGAUUUUCUGCGCUAGAAUAUCAGUUUACUAAGAAAUUGCGAAAUGUCAAGUGCAAGUAAAUUGGUUGGAAGAAAUGCCAAUACGAAAGUUUAUUGAAGUGUAAAACAAAUCGAAAGCUGAUAAAAUAAAGUGCUAUGCAAAAAAAUCAAAAAUUUACACAUUUAUCUAUGAAUACCUGUAAAUUCGUGUGAAUAAUUAAACAAAAAACAAUGUGAAAAGCAAAAUCAAAAAUUCUUCAAAUAAAAGUGAUUUUAUUAAAAAAAAUUAAAACCGGUGCUACCCAACCACAUAAUACCAACCGCAUUGCAAAACCACAAACAAAAAAAUAUAUAUUUUUUAACACUUCAAAAUUAGUGAAAAAGUAAAAAAACAAAUUUAACCGUUAACAAUAAAAGCCUACAGUUAUGGGUUUCUCAUCGGCCCUGCAGGGCCGUGCCGCGCACGAGGCAUUAAUCGUGCGCCAAGAUGCCGAACUACGACUUAUGGAGACCAUGAAACGAUCCAUACAAUUGAAAGCCAAAUGCGAUCGGGAAUAUGCGAUCGGUUUGGCUGCGGUUGCACAACAGGGUAUGAAAACUGAUCGCGCCGAUGAAAUGCAAGGCAGCCUCAUAACGAAAGCCUGGCGCUCCUAUAUGGACGAAUUGGAUCACCAAGCUAAACAAUUCAAAAGCAAUGCAGAACUACUUGAAGUUGUCUGCGAAAAGCUGACACAUUUAUCACAAGAUAAACGUAAAGCACGCAAAGCUUAUCAAGAGGAGCAUGCCAAGAUUGCAGCACGCCUUAAUCAUCUCACAGACGAAGUUGUACGCAAGAAAGCAGAAUAUCAGAAACAUCUGGAGGGUUAUAAGGCACUGCGGACGCGCUUUGAGGAACACUACAUAAAAUCCGGUCGCGGUGGUCGAAAAUUGGACGAUGUACGCGAUAAAUAUCAGAAAGCCUGCCGCAAACUACAUCUCACCCACAACGAAUAUGUACUCUCCAUCACCGAAGCCGUCGAGGUGGAGAAAGAUUUUCGUACAGUAUUGCUACCCGGUCUGUUGGAGCACCAACAAUCCGUGCAGGAGAGUUUCAUAUUAUUGUGGAAGAACAUACUGCAAGAGACAAGCCAGCAUGGUGACCUCACAUCCGACAAAUUCAAGGAAAUCCAAAAGCGCAUCGACAAUGUGAUAAACAGCAUAAAUCCCAGUGAGGAAUAUCGGGAAUUCACCGAGAAACACAAUUAUUCACUUUAUAGAACCUCCCCCACCACACCCUUAGUAUUCCAGUUCGACGAUGCACUCAUUGAGGAUAUACCCGGCAAAUUGCAAUCGAAUACGCUCACCGUUGAUAAUCUCACAGUCGACUGGCUGCGCACGCGUCUCAUUGACUUGGAAAUGUCCGUGAAGGAGUGCCAGGAGAAACAGCUGAAAAUGAUCGAGCAUGCGAAUGGCGGCUCACCGAUAGCGAACGGCAGCAUAGCGCGCAAUGGCAGCACCGCCAGCAAUGGCAUACAAUCGCCCAAAGACAGUCAGAACAGACAAUCCAAGGACCUCAAUGCGUUACGUUGCCAAGAGAAGCAGAAACAGAAGUUGGUGGACAUGAUUAAGUGCGCUUUGAAUGAAAUUGGCUGCGAGGAGUUGCCAUCUGGCUGUGAUGAUCAUUUGGAACAGAAUUUCAUAGAGAAUAGUUUUAACAACGACCAACAGCAGAACUCGGCAACUUCGACCAAUUCCACAGGCGUAAGUAUUAUCAAUGAGUUGCGACGACGCGGUGGCGUGCUCACAUUACUACGCGGUAGACCGUUCAAGCGCAAAUCGACACCGCAGCCGACCACGCCCACCGUCAAUCGUAUGCGCACACAACGCUUCAACAAGCUACAGCCGCGCUCCCAAAGUCUCGGAUCGUUGUCGAUGUCGCUGUCCACCAAUCGGCCACUGUACGAAGAAGAAUGGUUCCAUGGUGUAUUGCCACGCGAAGAAGUCGUGCGUUUGCUUAACAACGACGGUGAUUUUCUGGUACGCGAAACCAUACGCAACGAAGAGAGUCAAAUUGUGCUCAGCGUUUGUUGGAAUGGUCACAAGCAUUUCAUCGUGCAAACCACUGUCGAUGGGCAUUUCCGUUUCGAAGGUCCGCCAUUCCCCAGCAUUCAGGAACUCAUUAUGCAUCAGUAUCAGUCGGAGCUGCCGGUCACAGUUAAGUCGGGUGCCAUCUUACGACGUGCCAUUUGCCGCGAACGUUGGGAGUUGAGCAACGAUGAUGUCGUGUUGCUCGAGAAAAUCGGACGUGGUAACUUCGGCGAUGUCUACAAAGCCAAGUUGAAGUCCACAAAACAGGAUGUCGCUGUGAAAACUUGCCGCAUGACCCUGCCUGAUGAGCAGAAACGCAAAUUCCUGCAAGAGGGUCGUAUUCUCAAGCAAUACGAUCACCCGAAUAUUGUCAAAUUAAUUGGUAUUUGUGUGCAAAAGCAGCCGAUUAUGAUCGUCAUGGAACUCGUGCCAGGUGGCUCUUUACUAAAUUAUUUGCGAAAGAACUCAAAUUCAUUGACGACACGUCAACAGAUGGGCAUGUGUCGAGACGCAGCGGCUGGUAUGCGCUAUUUGGAAUCUAAAAACUGCAUACAUCGUGAUCUCGCCGCUCGCAAUUGUUUGGUUGAUUUCGAAAACUCGGUGAAAAUCUCUGAUUUCGGAAUGUCACGUGAAGAAGAAGAGUAUAUAGUUUCCGAUGGCAUGAAACAAAUUCCUGUUAAAUGGACAGCGCCGGAGGCAUUAAAUUUCGGCAAAUAUACCUCAUUGUGUGAUGUUUGGUCCUACGGUAUUUUAAUGUGGGAAAUUUUCUCCAAAGGUGAUACACCUUACUCGGGUAUGAGUAAUUCACGUGCACGAGAGAGAAUCGAUGCAGGUUAUCGCAUGCCAACACCUGAAAACACACCGCCCGAAAUGUAUCGGCUCAUGUUAAAGUGCUGGUGCGCCGAAGCUGAAGCACGACCACAUUUCGACGAGAUCUACAACGUUGUCGAUGCACUGAUAAUACGAUUAGACAAUAGUCAUUAGCAAGCAAAUAUAAAUUUAAUGCAAUAAAAAAGAAAAAUAAAUCAUUUAAAUAUUUUCAUACUGCAUAUAUACAUAUACAUAUACUUAUAUAUAAAUUUAAAUAUAUUAAGAGAAAAAAAAAUAAAUAUUUAAUUAUGCUAAAAUUCAUACAGACACACACAUGUUUGCAUACAGUUAAGGUGAUAUACAUACAUACAUUUAAUUAUACUUAACAUAUAAAUACUUGAAGCUGUUUUUACAUACAAACACAUACAAAAAAAGUGAAGAAUGUUGAAGCAGCCGAAUCAAAUUUUAUAUUUUCUAAGCAUAUAUUUCGUGUUUUAAGAUAGACUCACACUCAUAUUUUGCAUAUACAUAUACACACACACACAUACUAUAUACAAUGUGCGUAAUUAACUGCAUAAUUAUGUAUGUAAUAUGGCGUAGCCGCUUUAGAAUACUCGACAACUUAAUAAUUGCAACGAUGUGCAACUGUGUAAAUAUUUUACUUGAAAAGCGUGUGUGCAAGCUAUAAACAUGCUUACAUAUUUAUGCCUUUAUGUAUGUAAGUAUAUACGUUCAAAUGUUCGCUUUUAUAAUCCGCCAGCAAUUUUGUAAAUUUUUAAUUUGCUUUUUCGAAAAUUUAUAGCGGUUAGUUCAUAAAUUUUCGCUGAUGAACUGUACCCUCGAUGUGCCAAAAAAGAAAAACAAAAAAAGUUAAUUAAUGUAAACAAUUCAUAAGCGUCAAUUUGCAAGCUGUUUAUUUGUAUUUUUAGCGUAGAGUCUUAAGUUUAUUAAUAAACACACACAUACACAUGUGUACUGAGCGGGUCAAGAGUGCUUUACAUUGGUUGGAGGAUAUAUUACUUUGAUAGCUCUUACCACAUGUUGGUGAAAAAAUUAUUUGAAAAUAUUCGUUUUUGCAAAAGCUUUUAAUUUAUGUUUAGACAUUUUAAAAAAUAUACAAAUAUGCUUAUAUAAUAUAUUAUUGUAAGUUCUAAUCCUUACAUUCGUCAAUUUUGAGCAUAACGAAAAUUAUUUACCGCUGCUCAUAACAAAACAAAAAUUUUAUAAAAAAAAAUUAUGCAUAAUUAUAUUUUACAUUAAUUUUUUAUUUUUUGGAAUUUUAUAUAUAUUUUUUUUCUUUGUAAAUAUAAUUUUUUAAUAUUAAAAUUUUGCUCGGAUUAUUUUUUUGAAAUUUUUUAUAUAUUUUUUUUGUAAACACAUUGUUUUUUUACCUUUAUUAGGUUUAAUUUUUAUACAUUGAUUUGUAAUACAAUAAUUUUUGUGAAAUACUACCUUUUAAUCAAAUCACACGAAUUUACUCAAACCAUUUAGCAUUUAAGCUUUGAUAAUUUACAUAAAAACAUAAAUCGUUUAAAUUUAUAGCGUUUGUAUGUAUUAGCUUUAGCUCUCAUAUAUAUUUUUUUGUUCUUAUUUAAAAAAUAUUAUAUAUGUAUAUGUAUGCAUAAUUUUUCGUAGGCAUUUGCUUGUAUCAAACCUUUACAUACAUACAUAUAUUUAUAUUCAGUUGCAGUGCAGUUUCCCACAAAAUGUUGUUACUCGUAUCUUUAAGUUAAUUUUUAUUGCAUAUACAUACAUACAUUUUAAUUAAUUUUAAGUGUACUUUUUAAACUGCAAAAGUGUAUAUGAACUGCAAAUUAUAAAUAAAUAAACGAAAUUUAAAUAAUUGAAGCCGUAAAAAUUAAAUAUUUUGAGCAACAGCCAGAGUUAUGAAUAUCAGGGGACACAAAGAUAAUAUACUUAUUUAAUGCAUUGUAUGAAUAUAUCCAUCAAGAGGUUUUUUUUAGUGAACUUCACAUUUUAUUACAAGCUAUAUCUAUCUUUGUCUGCAGUUUGAAAUUUUAUAUUUUAUUAUACGAGGGCUGCUAUAUAUUUCUGGCCUAAUAAAGAAAAUAGGAAUAUUUAUCAACGAAAA
Bactrocera dorsalis (oriental fruit fly) is the source of this 5175-nucleotide messenger RNA. RefSeq names its product tyrosine-protein kinase Fer (gene FER). The record is from RefSeq and is a predicted model, not a curated record. Gene Ontology annotation, biological process: peptidyl-tyrosine phosphorylation. Lineage: Eukaryota; Metazoa; Arthropoda; Insecta; Diptera; Tephritidae. The coding region runs from base 633 to 3257 and encodes 874 amino acids. The transcript is spliced from 14 exons. Gene Ontology annotation, molecular function: non-membrane spanning protein tyrosine kinase activity; ATP binding.